Anopheles gambiae (African malaria mosquito) is the source of this 2104-nucleotide messenger RNA. RefSeq lists its product as uncharacterized. NCBI's taxonomy places the organism in Eukaryota, Metazoa, Arthropoda, Insecta, Diptera, Culicidae. Bases 1 to 2013 code for a protein of 670 amino acids. The transcript is spliced from 3 exons. The record is from RefSeq and is a predicted model, not a curated record.
AUGGAUGAAGGACUGAGGGACGAACUUGGUCUAACUGGCACACCUCAUCCGCUGAGUCUAAAAUGGACGGAAGGAGUGACCAGAGAAGAGGAUGAUUCGGAGAGGCUGCAAAUACGUAUGUGCGGCUACGACGAGUCACCGACGGAUGAAUUGACACACGUGCACACCGUGAAGCAACUCGCGCUACCACCACAGUCCGUCGACGUGGUAACUGGCCGCCAAGCUGUGCCGCGCAUACUCAUCGGAGCAGAUAACUGCCAUUUGGGACAACCGUUGAAGACCGUGAAGGGCAAACACGGUGAACCGGUCGGUUGGAACACCAGCUUGGGUUGGGUCAUUUACGGUCCUUGUGUUGGUCGAGACGAUCAACAUGCCACCUCCAUGAAGACACCCACCUGCAGCAAGCAACGGACCACCACGCCGAAAGCUGGACAACAGUGGGACACCAAGCGACAAAGCGCUCGACCGAAGAUCGAUCUUUCCGUCGACCCGGGAACGCCUUGCAAGGCUGCGGUGACGCAGCGUUUACUCCUUUCAUUAUGCUACUUAUAUCCAUCCAACGGACAGAAUAUAUCCAUAGAUAAAGUAGACAAUCAACCGAUAAUAGGAAUUAAUGUAGGGCCUGCAAGAAUUAAAAUUGAUAGUUAUCAUUAUGUUCACCAUUUCAAUAUCACUGCAUACAAAAGUUAUUUUCAGACAAUAAGGUACGAUUUCGAUAAAAUAGCCCCAACUCAGUUUACACCGAUAAUAAAAAAUCAAUUAGACCAUUUGAACACCCUCCUUAGACAGCUCUCUCCAGUCAAUCGUUUUAAACGUUGGGAUUCCGUCGGUACUCUUUGGAAGUAUUUAGCAGGGAACCCUGACGCUAAUGACCUUAGAAUAAUAAACAGCAGUUUAAACGACCUGAUAGAUAACAACAACAAACAAAUAACCAUAAAUAGACAGUUUAAUAACAAAAUUAAAGAGUUAGCUUUUAACACAGUCAAGGCUAUAGAGCAAUCAAAUUCAUUAGAAACCCAUUCAAUUGUUAUAUAUAUGCACUUAGAAAAAAUUAUAGAAUCUGUUCAAGGAAUUAUAGAUAGUAUAGUUUGGACAAAAGCGAAUAUUGUUAAUGAAAAGAUUUUGUCAGCUUUGGAAAUGAAUUUGCUAGAAAAAAACUUACAAUCUGAAAACAUACCCUUCACAACGAAAGCUGAAGCUCUCACGUUCAUCGAAACCUCAAUCGCCACCAAUAAUCGCGAAAUAGUUUUGCUACUAAAAACCCCUAAACUCGACCCCAGAAUCUUCCGUAAAGUCAAAAUCUAUCCUGUGUUGUACCAUCAAGGGCGAAUCCACCUGGACCACACAUCAUACGUCAUUAACGGAAACAUUAGCUACAUGGUAAACAGUCUCAAUCAAUACGUAUAUUCCAUGAGUGAAGUCAAUCAAGAUCGAUCAGAAUGUGUACCAAGGUUAAUUGGAGGACAACAAGCUUCAUGCAAUUUUACAAAACAGCCACGUACAUUUGAAGCGUUUCGAGUAGGCGACCAAGCCGUGUUGAUCAACUCAAUCCAAAAUUUCUCGCUUUUCAACAAUUGCGGAACCAGCAAUAGAACGUUAAAGGGAUCAUUCGUCGUCAGAACAAACUCAUGCGACGUAUGGAUAAAUGAUGUACAAUUCUCAUCGAAGGUGGUAGAAAUGAUAGGCGAGCUCUCGUUAUAUCAGUUGGACGGAAUAGUCGUCAAUAAGCAGCACGAGGUUAUCAAUAUGUCUAUCGAACACCUUCUAGACCUACACCUUGAAACAAGGAAAGAACUCGAGCACAUUCGUUUAGAGAACCAAUCGCUAUCCAUCACCUGGCCAUCCAUAAGCCUUUUGGGAGGAACGUCGAUCCCUCUCGUCAUAUGCAUUGUAAUUUUGCUGGUAUGUAGAAGAAAAGCAAAAGCUAGAGUUGAUUUGACGAUCGCACCUGCAAAACCUGCCUACACAACGUUUCCACACCGUAGCUAUGUUCCGGGGACGUCAACAACAUAAGGAAGGGCGAGUUAGCACAUCGGCAUCAAACUGCUGAUGCGGCGGGUUGAAUAACUUGGGUAUCGAUAUGCUGAUCGAUAUAUGCAUAUCG